CUGAGCAAACAGUUGGCAAACGAACGCGGUUUCGAUUUGUUCUACGUGCUGCUGACAUGUGGACACUGAUUGCGUUGCUGCUGGGCUUCGUGCAUGUCGCCUUUGCGUUGGUUUACCUCUACCUGACCUGGUAUCAUGGCUAUUGGGACAAGCGAGGAUUGGUCACAGCCAAGCCGCUGACGCUGCUGGGCAGCUAUCCGGGUCUGUUUGGUGGAGGCAGCAAUUUCAUUGGGGAUCUGGGCAGGAUCUACAACAAAUACAAGGGCAAACAACGCGCUGUGGGCACAUUUUUGACGCGACAGCCGCAAAUUCUGGUGCUCGAUCCGCAACUGGCGCACGAGGUGUUGGUUACGAAUUUCAGUGAUUAUAGGGACACGGUGACGAGCAGCUAUGUGGCACACUCCAAGGACUAUGACAAAUAUGUGGCACGUAAUCCUUUCUUCAGUGCGGGCGACGAGUGGAAGAAACGACGCACAGACGGUGGAGCUGGGCUUACGUCCAACAAGCUGAAGCAGGCUUUUGCCAUCUGGGAGCAAACGGGUGAAAGGCUUUUGAACUAUAUACAGAGAUACAUCAAGGAGCGUGACAACAAUAUCAUCGAGACCAGAGAUCUAUGCUAUCGUUAUACGGCUCAAGCCAUGGGCGAUUUCAUCUGGGGCAUUGAUGUGGGCUCGCUGAGCGGCGGCAUCAACGAGAUCAGCCAGUUCCAGCAGUUCUCCAUGGAGUGGGUCAGUCACGCCUUUCACUGCAUAACGCGCUUCAACCAAACUCCAAUUGCGCCCAUAGUACGCAGACUAUUUCGCAUGCGCUUCUUCACACAGAAAUCGAAUGAGUUCUACCUAAAACUCACCCGGGAUGCGGCCAAGCUGCGGCUAAGUGGCAGCGGCGCCGAACGCUCCGAUUAUCUGGCCCAUUUGCUGCAGCUAAAGGAGAAGGGCGCCAGCUACGAUGACAUGGUCGGACAUGCACUAACUGUGCUCAUGGAUGGCUUCGAGACCUCGGCCGCUGUGCUCUAUCAUAUGCUCUAUACGUUGGGCGCGUAUCAAGAGCAACAGGAAAAACUACGCGCCGAAAUCUUGGAUGCCCUCGCUGUCGAUAAGAACAUUAGCUACGAACAGCUAAAUGCUCUACCUUAUCUCGAUCAGUGUGUGAACGAAUCGAUGCGUAUGACGAGUGUGAUUGGUUUCUUUAUCAAGAUCUGCACAAGGCCCACAACAAUGGAUUUGGGCAAUGACAAGAUUUUGGAGGUGGAACCGGGCACCACUGUGACAAUCCCCACAUAUCACCUGCAUCACGAUGAAACCUAUUUUCCUCAGCCCGAUGAGUUCAGGCCCGAACGAUUUGAUAGCGUGGCUGUCAGUGAGUUUACCAAGCGCGGUUGCCUGUUGCCCUUUGGCGAUGGACCCAGGAUUUGUCUGGGCAUGCGAGUGGGUUUACUAAAUGUUAAAAUGGCUGUGCUGCGCAUUUUAGCCGAAUACAAAAUCGAGCAGACUGCAAAAUUGCCCCUCAGCUCCGACUCCGGCUUGGGAAUCUAUUUGAAUGGUGAUGUUGAUUUGAGAUAUGUAAAAGUGCAAAAAUAAAAUUCGAAUUUCAA
This is a messenger RNA of Drosophila montana, 1594 nucleotides long. It is a transcript of the gene Cyp309a1, whose product is annotated as probable cytochrome P450 309a1. NCBI's taxonomy places the organism in Eukaryota, Metazoa, Arthropoda, Insecta, Diptera, Drosophilidae. Gene Ontology annotation, molecular function: iron ion binding; monooxygenase activity; heme binding. The transcript is spliced from 6 exons. Bases 57 to 1580 code for a protein of 507 amino acids. The record is from RefSeq and is a predicted model, not a curated record.